UAAGCUUGUUGGUAAUGUUGAUAUGAUUUUUAAGUAUUUUCUAGCCUUUUUGUAUGAGUAAUGUUCCCUUUGUUUUUGUUUUUUUGUUUGUUUUGUUUUGUUUUGUUUUUUUAAUAUUAAAUCAUCUAGAUGUUUAUUCUUCCCAAAUAAGUUGCGCUUGGUGGUGCAUAAGUUAGCAUCUUCUUUUUAUUCCUAUUUUUUCUCUAUUCAGUGCUUUUAAUUCAAACCACAUGAUAAGGGCAAGUAGGAUAAUUAGAUCUAUGGUUAGUUGCAUGCCACUGACUCCAAGGCAGGAAGAGCACAAGAGGAAGCCGUUACCUCUAGCAUCAACAUUUCAUUGUUGUAACCCUCAGAUAGAGGCUGAGUUUUAAAAAUUAGUGACUUGUGCCACUGAGCAUCAACUGUUUUGGGUUGUGUAAAAAGGAUUUCCUCUAUAGGGCUAUAAAUCUUGUAGCCUACAGCAUCAUGACUGGAUUUUUUUGUACUCCCAUAUAACCUAAAAUAGCUCUUGGUCAAAAGACUGGAUUUAUCAAUCAAACACAAUUGAAUUUGAAUUGUAUUGAGUUGUGAAUUUUUUGUCCCAUUGUAUAUUGUUUGAAAGUAUUGGAAAAAAAUAUUGUGUAACCAGAGAAUGAAAUCUUGUGCAAACAGUCUUCUUGGUGCCCUAAAACAUGAAUAUGUGAUGAAGCUGGAACAGUAUUUGGCACUAAUUAAGACAGUAUGAUGUUGUAACUGUUUUUAUUGGCAGAUCACAUGAUAUUUGACAUUGGAAGAGGAUGUCACUCUUUCAAAAAUGUGGCCACACAAAAAGCAUUUCCCCUCUUGUUGCUUUUUGCAUACAUUUCCACAUUGCCCUUUGUACAACAUUCACAGACAAUCUCAAAUAAACAUACUCUGAGUUCAGAUUGUAGCAAAGGAAAUGUUAAGUUGUGGUUGCUCAUGGGUAUCCUUUUCCUCAGAUUGACCCCCAGCAGGCGACUGCAGCCCACACCGCGCAUCCUUCCUUUUGAAAUGGUAAUGUCACUGCCGUGGCACCAAACGAGUUAAGCGUGUCUCCUCCCUCUGUGCUGGCCAGACGCUGACGAGCUCAGGUGAUAGUUCAUCGUGCGAACUCACAGUGCAGACCCCGGGUAGCUCGCAGCAUCACAGAUGUGGGUGGGGUCGUUUUGAUGCGCAACCAGCGAGUAACGUGCUCCACACAGCUAAUCCCAAAGUCCAUUUAAACUUGAGUGAGACCAAAUACCUUGCGGAAGGAGAGAAACGUGACGAGUGCUUUUUUUUUUUUAGCCAGGAAUUAUACGCUACUCAUACACAGAGUGGUGUAAAGACGAACAAUCCUGACUGGACAGAUACUGAAUGUGCACGGGGUGAGGGGCCGAGCAUCUCAACUCCUCAGUCGUGAGUAGGACCUUCAUUUUAAACUAAGACGAGCUACACAAUUUCAUUCCAGUAUCUCUGUGCAUUUCGUUAAUUUAUCCUCCAUCAUCAUGGCAUGGCCGUGCAUUACGCGUGCUUGCUGCAUCAACCGUUUCUGGAGCGAGUUGGACAAAGCGGACAUCGCGGUGCCUUUGGUUUUCACGAAAUACUCGGAUGUGGCCGACGUGCAGCAUCUCCACCAUCACCCUCAGCCUAAACAGAAGAGGGCCGGUGCCAUUGCCAUAGAAACCCAGCCUCAUCUCGGCGAGCAGGAGGCUGUGAAGGCACCGCCCGCGACGGGUGCCGCAGCGGUCAAAGAUGGCUCUACUGCGUCCGUCAUGCGCCAAGACUUCAAGGCGUGGAAAGUGCGUCCCGAGCCCAGCUGCAAGCCCAGGAAUGAGUACCAGCCGUCCGUCACCCCAUUCAACAACGAAACCCAGUACCAGAAGGAUUAUAAGCCCUGGCCUAUACCGAGGAAGGGAGACCACCCCUGGAUCCCCAAGCCCGGCUCCGCCGCCUCCAGCGGGCGAGACGGGAGCGCAGCGAGCAACAAGCUGGAGCAUGCGGCGAGCGAGGCCGAGAGCGGCGUGGAGAAGAGUGAGAUCGAGGAGAAAGUGCAGGAGAAGGAGUCGAAAGAGGUGACGAAGAAAGCGACGAAGAAGGAAAAGUCGGUGGAGAAAAAAACUACCGAGAAGAUGAAGGAAAAGUCGCCUGGAGAUGCCAGCAGCUUGGAGAGGAAAGGGAGAGCAGCGGCAGACGCUCUCAACCAGCAGAUUAAGGAGGUUGUGACGACUGGCAGCAGCUACAGGAACGAAUUCAAGGCCUACAAGGAUGUGAAACCAGUGAAGCCCAUUAAAGCCCCGUCGCAGUAUAAGCCCCCCGUGGAGGAGACCAGCCUGGAGACCAGCUACAGCGCCACAUUCAAGGGAGAGCAGGCCAAGGCGCACCCCACUGACAACAAGCUGAUGGAGCGCAGGAGGAUACGCAGCCUGUACAGCGAGCCUGGCAAGGAGCCCCCCAAGGUGGAUAAGCCAGUGUCACGCUCCAAACCAAAAAAGACACCAACAACAACAGGGAAGAUGGUGAAAAAAGCAAAAGAGAAGCAAAUUGCUGGUUCCCAGUCAGCCAAGAAGAAACCUUCCUCAAGCAGCGCAGAGCCCAAGCCAGAAGGAGGCAUCACGAAGAAGAGCAAAGAGAUCUCCAACAGACUGGCUGAGGCAAAGCAGUAAAAAAAUUACAUCUCUGCACUAUGAUCUUUUCUGAGGGAAUAAAAGGCUGCUUAAGGAAUUAGGCGAUUCUUAUUCCUUUCUCCUUAUCUGUUGUUUUUGCUGUCUUUAUUUACUGUUCACCUCUGGAUGGGCACUGAUGUUGAGCGCUUAGGUUAUUGCAAAUUUCCACAUAAUAUUUUCACUUCUAACAGUGUGUACGUGUGUGUGAAUGUGCGUGCGUGUAUGUGUUUUGGAGCAUAUAUCUGCUUUCUCUAUAUUACUGAGCACAUAAUUUGCACAUUAUUAAGUUCAUUUUGAAGUCAAACUAUGAACCGUAGAGCCAUCGGUACACAUGCUGUAUGUGUAUGAAAGGGCAUUUUUAACCUUUUUCUGAAUGGAUAUCUCCUGACCAUUAUUGUAAUGAUUGUCGGAAAUGUCAAGGGAUUCUUUUUUUCUCCGAGAUUGUAUCAAAUAUGAGGUCUCUCUCGAAGAUAUGAAAUCUGCAUUAUGGUUGUAUUUCCUGGUUACAGUGCCUCUGCUGUAUAGUCCUGGUUUUCAUUUCGUUGUUCUGGAUGAUAUCUGGUUUCAUCAGUUUGGUUGCUAAGAAACCAAAUGAACUGUAAUAUAAUUGCUACAGCUUGCAUGCAAGACGCCAUUUUUGGUCGAGUAGUAGCAAACAUUGUAGUAGGACACAUGAGUCACAGUCACAUUCCAGCUUGUUAAGUAAGGCAUUCAAAAUAAAUUUAUAGGGGCGAGACACUUCCAAAUAUAAUGCAUGUGUAGUGAUAGACUUUGAUCACACCAUUUAAAAAACAACAACAACAACAACAACAAAUGAAUAGACUUUUACAAAGACACACAAAUAAAACCCUAGUCUAGUGGCUGUACAAGCUAUCAAGUAAACCCACCAGCAAAACGGUUCUACCAACAAACAUGUUCCUAGCAGCCUGUGAACCAGGAGUGACUAUGUCCGCUUUCCACUCUUUUGAGUUACUAGGCAUACUGUAGUUUUGAUGAUAACACAGUAUUUCGUGGCAUAGUGCCCCAUCUUCUUCACCAAGCUGUAACGUAGUGAGCUGUAGGUGUGCUAAAUAAUAAAAUAAUUAUUCAUAUAGGCCUGACAUAGGAGAAGAACCUAUUGUAUUUACUUGAUGACCUUCACUUUCAAUGGGCUGAUCACUCCAGGUGUUAAAGGACAAGGAAUGGGCCAGGACUUGAAGUUUAACUGCUGCUGUCUGACAAUACUCGAAUCUCAUGUGAUCGUAGUGAGUGUGAGAUGAGCUGUUGUCGCCAACAGCAUCUCAGCCUUCCUUUCUAUGGUUGUGUACACGGUCCUCUACCAUGUUACCUUUAGCGGCCCGGUUGGCCACUGUGUGUGAGAGCCCAGUCAAGUACUAGCCACCCUGGGUCUGCUUCCUGUCCACGUCAAAGCUUCUGUAUAUGUGUGUGUUUGAGUGUGAGUGUGUGUGCGCAUGUGU
This is a messenger RNA of Myripristis murdjan (pinecone soldierfish), 4102 nucleotides long. RefSeq names its product microtubule-associated protein 6b (gene map6b). Gene Ontology annotation, cellular component: microtubule; Golgi-associated vesicle; cis-Golgi network. Gene Ontology annotation, molecular function: calmodulin binding; microtubule binding. Gene Ontology annotation, biological process: cytoskeleton-dependent intracellular transport; regulation of microtubule cytoskeleton organization; microtubule cytoskeleton organization. Lineage: Eukaryota; Metazoa; Chordata; Actinopteri; Holocentriformes; Holocentridae. The coding region runs from base 1488 to 2645 and encodes 385 amino acids. The transcript is spliced from 3 exons. The record is from RefSeq and is a predicted model, not a curated record.